This is a messenger RNA of Corticium candelabrum, 703 nucleotides long. Its product is annotated as protein THEM6-like. The record is from RefSeq and is a predicted model, not a curated record. The transcript has a single exon. Bases 6 to 611 code for a protein of 201 amino acids. NCBI's taxonomy places the organism in Eukaryota, Metazoa, Porifera, Homoscleromorpha, Homosclerophorida, Plakinidae.
CCCUGAUGUACGAAGUCGUUGUGUUUCUAGUACUCCUAGCAGCCGCUUUUGACUGUUUCUAUUUUAUUCGAGCGUGCGCAGUCUAUUUGCAGUGUCGACUACUGCGCUGUUUGGGUUUUUCGAAACGAAGUUCCAUUUACGAGGAAAGACGACUGAAAAGUGUUGUACUGCCGACCGACAUCGAUGCAUUGGGACACAUGAAUAAUUCACGGUACCUUCGAGAGUUCGACUAUGGUCGAUUGGAUUGGUUCACUGCUACUGAUCUCUAUCAAGCCGCACGAAAAUUGCAACCAUCUCGAGCUCCAGUGGUUGCUGCCAUAUCAAUCAGAUUCAGGAAAUCAUUGCUACUGUUUCAAGUGUUUGAUAUUAAAACGAGACUGAUGGCAUGGGAUGAAGAGUCUUUGUAUUUGGAGCAGAGGAUUGUUAAUGGGCGAGAUUUUGUAUGUGCAAUAGUGUUGUGUAAAUCUGUAGUUCCAGGAGUUAAUCCUCAAGAUCUUUUUAAUGAGAUUGAAGGAAAUCGAGUGACGAGCCCACCAAUGCCGGCUGAUUUAUGCAGCUGGAUUAGUAGUAACAAAAACUCUAGCAAUCGACUUCGACAGGAAGUUAAUUAAUCUGAAACAUCGAAAUUUGUUUGAUUAAAUAUUUGAAAAUAUUGGGCUCUAUUGUUGUGCUAAAACCUUGUAUUUGUAUCAAUGUUAUUGUU